This is a messenger RNA of Acyrthosiphon pisum (pea aphid), 1764 nucleotides long. RefSeq names its product transcriptional activator GLI3. NCBI's taxonomy places the organism in Eukaryota, Metazoa, Arthropoda, Insecta, Hemiptera, Aphididae. Gene Ontology annotation, molecular function: RNA polymerase II cis-regulatory region sequence-specific DNA binding; DNA-binding transcription factor activity, RNA polymerase II-specific. Gene Ontology annotation, cellular component: nucleus. The transcript has 8 exons. The record is from RefSeq and is a predicted model, not a curated record. Bases 319 to 1569 code for a protein of 416 amino acids. Gene Ontology annotation, biological process: regulation of transcription by RNA polymerase II.
GUGACGAGGAGCCAGUCUUGCACAGGACACGAGGACGAACACGUUCAUCGUACAUCAGCUAAGACCGACAUCAAAUAAUACGCGAUACCUACAAGAAGAUAAUAUUAUACCACGUUAUCAUGUUGUUAUAUAAUAUCGGUACAUCGCGGUAGUAAUCGAUCGACGUCAGCAAUAUUUAAAUAAGGUGUUUUGUGGCAAUUAAAAAUAAAUACUCAGGCAGUCAAAACUGUACGACUCUGAAAACUUCCUCCUGUGCGGGUACAUUUUUAAUAUUUCAUUCGUCGCGCAAAUAUCGAAAAGACUGCCGAAAGAUUCAAGAUGAAAAUCGAAAACGACGCGGAUCCUUAUAUGUGGUUUGCCGACUGUCUGGGACCUGAGCCACAGGACUGGAUGAAAGACGUGGGGCUGGAUUGGUUUGACGAGGAACUGUUGGGCCGACCCGAAUCGCCCGCGCCGUCAGUACCAGUGCCUCGACCCGUGGCUGCGGAAAACAGCAGUGACCACCGGAGAUUCCGCAGUGGUUACCCGUCGUAUACCAUCGAGUCGUCCGCAUGGCUCAUCCAACAACACCAACAGUCGGCCGACUCCGGCGACGAUAACGACGAAGACGACUCGUUGCCACCGCCUGUUUUGCCACCCAUGAUACCCGGCACCAGGAGUUUUUCCGACCAACUGCACAGGAUCCGGAAACCAUAUGCCUUAGGCUCACCACCAUCCACCUCAGCCUCUGGAUUAUUGGAAGUCCAAGAUUUUGAUUCAUUUGGACACACAAUUAUGGCCGACGAAGAAGUUUGUUUUGACAUACCAUUUUUAACGAAUGAACAGGACGAUAAAUCGUUUCUAGCUUCAGAAAAUCAGGUGGUGAUGGCCAAAGACGACUGUGAUGCCAUAAUGUAUGACACAUUCUUGGAGCCACUGUACCAAGGCAAUCCCUGCGACGGAGUGUUGGCAUGCGAAUGGGAAGGGUGCACGGUAAAAGUCGAUGGGCCAGGUCAAGAACCGCUGGUGCGGCACAUCGAGAAACUACACGUGGACACCGCUCCCCGGGGCGCCUGCGCGCAGUACACGUGCCAGUGGCGGGGCUGCCCCAGGCGCGUGCGUCCGUUCAACGCCCGGUACAAGCUGCUCAUACACAUGCGAGUGCAUUCGGGCGACAAGCCCAACAAAUGCACGUUUGCUGGUUGUCCAAAAGCAUUCUCUAGACUAGAGAAUUUAAAAAUUCAUCAGCGGUCGCACACCGGUGAAAAACCAUAUUCAUGUCAAUUUUUGGGUUGCUCAAAAGCGUUCAGUAACAGUUCGGAUCGAGCGAAACACCAAAGAACUCAUUUCGAACAGAAACCAUACGCCUGUACUGCAAGUGGAUGUAACAAACGGUACACUGAUCCAAGUUCACUUCGAAAACAUGUGAAAAACCAUUCCCCACAACCAUCUACGAAGCAUUGGUCCAAAAAUAAUAUUUUACCUAAACCUCAUAUUCAAUCGGAAUUGGCCAGUACAACAAACACUCAGACAAUACGUUAUCCCGAUGAAAAACAGUUCAAAAUCAAGUUAGAAAAGCCUCAAUGGUAAAAUGUAUGUCGUAAAACAACAUACUUUUUAGGUUUAUGAAGCCUGUGAUUUUUAAAAUUAAGCUCAUGAGUCUAUAAUAAUUUGUUGUGAUUAUAGAGAAUAAAAACUGUUUAAAUAAGUUGUCUUAAGCAGAUUAAAUUUAGAGAUACAUUUUAAAUUUCUGUUGUCUUGUAAUAUUAUAAUCAUAAUCAAUCU